AUGGCGACCUACGCGUCCAUCAAGGACCUCCAUGCCUCGCUCCCCGCUUUCCAGCCACCCAUCCCCACUUCCACUCUUCCUUCAAUUGCCCUCGUCUUCCUCCUCGCAUUCCUUGCAUUGGCCUUUCUCUUCACUACGCAAGUCGCAUCCGUGCUGAUGGCUCCGUGA
Molecule: messenger RNA, 168 nt
Organism: Cryptococcus amylolentus CBS 6039
Lineage: Eukaryota; Fungi; Basidiomycota; Tremellomycetes; Tremellales; Cryptococcaceae
Exons: 2
Coding region: 1-168 (55 amino acids)
Source: RefSeq, a predicted model, not a curated record